AUGUGGCGCAAGAACAAUAACGUGCCUUUUCGCCUGGACAACCUGGACGAAGGUUGGAAGUGGGGUGCAGCUGGGUGGUCUAAAAUUGGGGCCGUCGAGGGGAGGGGGGAUUACAGGAUGCAGGACGCCACCUUUUGCAGCUGCUUCCAUGUGUUCAUGGCGCAAAUAAUCGCCGUCAUCAACAACAACAAAAACAAGAUGGCAGGACAGGAUCAGGACGACAAUUGGGUCUUGCGGAGGGGCAAACGGGGCUCUAAAGAUGAGUUGAGAGACGUUGACGCUGACGCCAUUAGCACCGAGUUUUGCAGCAUCAACGACAAACUUUAA
This is a messenger RNA of Drosophila rhopaloa, 327 nucleotides long. RefSeq lists its product as uncharacterized. The record is from RefSeq and is a predicted model, not a curated record. NCBI's taxonomy places the organism in Eukaryota, Metazoa, Arthropoda, Insecta, Diptera, Drosophilidae.